Molecule: messenger RNA, 2666 nt
Organism: Pistacia vera
Lineage: Eukaryota; Viridiplantae; Streptophyta; Magnoliopsida; Sapindales; Anacardiaceae
Product: MAR-binding filament-like protein 1-1
Exons: 5
Coding region: 78-2459 (793 amino acids)
Biological process (GO): mitotic chromosome condensation
Cellular component (GO): condensed chromosome; chromatin; condensin complex
Molecular function (GO): chromatin binding
Source: RefSeq, a predicted model, not a curated record
GGUAAACACUUCCACUACUUUCAUUUUAUCUGAAAUCAAAAAACAGAAAAACUAGAAGAGGAAGAGGAAAGCACACCAUGAACCUUGUAGUGGGGAGCUCUUGGUCUCCCCUUCAGUUCCCCUCCUCUUCUUUAUGUUCUCAGUCUUCAGUCUUUUUGUAUGCAAGAAAUGCAGAGACCAAGAGGAGGAACAGAGUCUCAACUAUGGCUUCUUUGAGACAAGAUGACUUCGAUGAAAAUGUUUCCAAUAAGAGGAGAGCUGUUCUUCUUGUGGGUAUUUCAGUUCUUCCUUUCUUGAAACUCAGAGCUACAGCUCUUGAAGGUUUAGUAACAAACCCCCGAACGAACUCGAGGUCAAAACUGGAACCCCCACCAAACCCAACAAUCUCUGGGAACCAGGAAACUCGUGGCAUUUUGCCAGAGGAAAGUGUGCUAAAUACACCAGUGGAAAGCCAAAAAUCAGAGCUGGCACUUCAAAGAGAUCCACCAUCAAAUCCCUUUCUUUCUUUUCUUAAUGCACUUGGAAUAUUUGGGACUGCUGUGCUUGCCCCACUUUAUGCUUUGACUCAGAAAGAUAAAAAAGCAUCUGUUGCAACUAUAGAAUCUAUGAAAAACAGACUCAGUGAAAAGGAAGCUUCCAUUUUGUCAUUGAAGAAAGAAUUUGAGUCUAAACUACAAAAAGAACAAGAAGAGCGAACAAAGCUACUCAAAACAGCGAAGGAAGAACAGCAGGUUUUAAUGAAUCAACUAAAUUCAGCUAACAGCACAAUUACAGGCCUAGGGCAGGAGCUCAAAAAUGAAAAAAAAUUGAUUGAGGAGCUUAAAGUACAAAUUGAUAGUCUUCAAUCCAGUCUCUUGAAGGCUGGGGAAGAUAAAAGUGCACUUGAAGAAAAACUCAAGGAAAAGCUUGAUUCAAUCGAAGCCUUACAAGACAGGGUUAAUUUACUCAGUUUAGAGCUAAAAGAUAAGAAUGAUAGUGUUCAACAGUUCAGAUCUUCUCUUGCUGAGAAGGAAAUGGAGUUGAAGAACUUGAAUUCUAUCUACAAGCAGACCAAGGAUGAACUAGCCAAAGCAGAUGCAGAAGUCAAAGGAUUGAGGGAUGAACUCUUGAAAAAUAAAAAAGAACUAGAAUUGAGGAGUACUUUGGUGGAUGAAUUAAAUGCAACGGUUAGUUCUUUAAUAGUUGAGACAGAUGAUUCCAAGAGGAAAAUUGAUGAUGUUCAAAAGGAGUAUGAUGAUCUGAAGUUAUCUUCUGAAAAGAAGGCAGCUUUUGAGGCAAAGCUAUUGGGAGAAAGAGAAGAGGAACUUCAUGAGCUGAAGGAAAAGCAUGAGCUUGCUCAGAAUGAAGUGCGUGGAAGUCAAACAACAAUUGCUAAGUUGACCCAAGAAAAGGAUGACUUGAGGAAAAUGCUGGAUGUGGAAUUGAGUAAUGUAGAAAAUCUCAAACAUGAACUCGCAACUACUCAGGAGACUCUUGGCAAGACGAGGAAUGAGGCUUCUGAUCUGGAAAAUCAACUAGUACAAUCAACAAAUUUGUGCUCAGAGCUUGAGUCCGAAAUUUCGAGGGUGAAAGCUGAUUUUGCUGAAAUUAGGGAAACAUUUCAGAAAAGCCUUGAUGAGGCAAAACAAAGUAGUGAAGUGCUAGCCAGUGAGCUCACUGCAUCGAAGGAGCUUUUGAAGAAGACUAGUGAGGAGCUGCAAAUUGUGACCCAUCAACUGGCUGCUGCAACUGAAAAUCGUAAUAGCCUACAAAAGGAACUGGUAGACAUUUAUAAGAAAGCAGAAGCCACAGCCAAUGAUUUGAAAGAAGAGAAAAAUGUUGUUGCCUCUUUGAACAAUGAACUACAAGCUUUGGAGAAGCAAAUCUUGAAGGACAAGGAGGCACGGAAGUCCCUUGAAAUUGAUCUGGAAGAGGCUACCAAAUCACUUGAUGACAUGAACAGAAAUGUGUUGACACUUUCUAGAGACCUAGAUAAUGCUAAUUCUCAUAUUUCUAGUCUCAAAGAUGAGAAAGAGGUGCUUUACAAGUCCCUAACAGAGCAAAAGAACGUAGCUCAAGAAGCCCGAGAAAACAUGGAAGAUGCCCAUAAUCUUGUCAUGAGGCUUGGCCAAGAAAGGGACAGUUUGGACAAGAAAGCAAAAAAACUUGAAGAGGAAUUGGGAUCUGCUAAGGGUGAAGUACUGCGGUUAAGGAGUAAAAUAAAUUCAUCCAAGCUUCUUGUAAAUGAUCAACAUCCUCAGAAAAGCGAAGAAGAAAACAAUUUCCCUGACACUACAAAGAGAACUGGUAGGAGGAGAAAGGAUGGUUCAUUAAAUUCUGAUGAUGAAGAUAAUGAUACUAAUACUGCAAAGAGAACUGGCAGGAGGAGAAAGGAUGAUUUAUCAAAUUCUGAUGACGAAGAUAAUGUCACUGUUGCUGCAAAGAGAACCGGGAGGAGGAGAAAGGCUAGUUCAGAAUGAAACUCUGGACCAUUCAGUUUUCAUUUAAUAUUUUCUCGAUAUUGUAUGUUCGUAUGUCAUCUAUGAAACUUGUUUCCGAGCUUUUGCUUUUUCGACAAAUUUUCAGUGCUAUUAUAUGAUCAUUGUAUAAAUGUUAAUCGAGGAAUGAGAUUACCUGAGUUUUCUUCUCAUUAUCUUCUUGUAUACUAUCUAAGUUGAGGAGUCAAU